Messenger RNA from Dovyalis caffra, 2022 nucleotides. Lineage: Eukaryota; Viridiplantae; Streptophyta; Magnoliopsida; Malpighiales; Salicaceae. The record is from the annotation of a GenBank genome assembly.
AUGGCGAACACCGUCGACGAUGACGCCGAUGCGGUGUUGAGCGAUGUGGAAGCGGAAGAUCCGGUGCCGAUCGUAAUAAAAAGUCCGAGUCAAGAUGAUAUUCCCGUUGAGAAAUUCCGUGAGCUCCUCGAUCGCGAGCGAGCCGCGCGGGAGGCAGCCGAGACUUCGAAAUCCGAACUACAAGUGUCAUUUAAUCGAUUAAAAGCUCUCGCGCACGAAGCAUUAAAAAAGCGAGACGAGUGCUCGAGGCAGAGGGACGAAGCGCUGAGAGAAAAAGAAGAGGCGUUGAAAGCUAACGACAAAUUAUCGAAUGAAUUGAUUCGAGUGAACGGGUCGAAAGAGGAGAUUGAGAAGAAAUUCGAUGAUUUGCAAUCGGAGAUUGGGAAUUCUACGCAUAUGUUAGUUAGUGGAAUUGAUAAGAUAUCAGGGAAAGUUAGUAAUUUCAAAAACUUCGCCGGGCCAGGAUUGCCUAGGUCGCAGAAAUAUACUGGAUUGCAGGCGGUUGCCUAUGGAGUUAUUAAGAGAACGAAUGAGAUUGUUGAGGAGCUUGUUAGGCAGAUUGAUGUUACUGCCAAAGCUAGAAAUGAUGCCAGAGAACAGAUGGAGCAGAGGAAUUACGAGAUUGCCAUUGAGGUUUCUCAGCUUGAAGCUACAAUUAGUGGAUUGAGAGAUGAAGUUGCCAAGAAAACGAACUUGAUUGAGGAGUUCGAGAAGAGUAUGGCCGAGAAAGAGGGUAAAGUAUCGGAGACUGAGAGGGAGAUGUUGGAGAAGAUGGAUUUGGUGGAGAAGGAAGCAUCGGAGAUGAGGGACUUAGUUGGUGCGUAUGAUGAUAAGUUGAGGAAGUUGGAGUCGAAGAUGGAAUCACAUAGACCUUUGUUGUUUGAUCAGUUGAAUUUGGUGGCAAAAAUACAUGACCGGCUUUAUGAUGUCAUUAAGAUAGUUGAUAGCAAUCAUUUGGAUUCCGAGGUGUCAGAGUCCUUGUUUCUCCCCCAACAAACGGACGUGGAGGAGAAUAUACGUGCUUCUUUAGCAGGGAUGGAGUCAAUUUAUGAGUUGAGUCGAAUUGUUGCUGAAAAAACAAGGGAUUUAGUAGAGGAGAAGAAUAGUGAAGUAAAGAAUUUGAAUGAAACAGUGGGUAGAUUAGUGAAGGAGAAAGAACAUAUUGGUUCUUUACUUAGGAGUGCCUUAUCGAAGAGGAUUAAAUUAGAUCCAUCCUCCAAAACGAGUGAGUUGUUUCAAGUUGCCGAAAAUGGUUUAAGAGAGGCUGGGAUAGAUUUCAAAUUCAGUAAAGUCCUUGGAGAUGGUAAGGUAUCUUCUGAUAAAGGUGGUUCGCCAGACACUGAGAGUGAUGAAAUAUACACUCUGGCUGGCGCUUUGGAGAAUAUUGUGAAGGCAUCUCAGCUUGAGAUCCUUGAGCUGCAGCAUUCAGUGGAGGAACUAAGGACAGAGUCAAGGUUACUGAAAGAACAUGUAGAGGUUCAAGCCAAGGAACUAAGCCAUAGAAUGCGCAGAAUAGAGGAGCUUGAAGAGAAGGAGAGAGUGGCAAAUGAAAGCGUUGAAGGACUUAUGAUGGACAUUGCUGCUGCAGAAGAAGAAAUUACGAGGUGGAAAGUAGCAGCUGAGCAAGAGGCUGCUGCUGGUAGAGCCGUUGAACAAGACUUUGUGGCUCAGUUGUCGACAGUUAAGCAAGAACUUGAAGAGGCAAGGCAAGCCAUGUUAGAAUCAGAGAAGAAGUUAACAUUCAAAGAAGAAACAGCAGCUGCUGCAAUGGCAGCAAGAGAGGCUGCUGAGCAGUCAUUGAGAUUGGCUGACAUGAGGGCAUCUAGGCUGAGGGAUAGGAUAGAGGAGCUCAGCCAACAGCUGGAAGAGUUCGAAACUCGAGAAGAUUCGAGGGGCCGAAAUGGGCCUCGAUAUGUAUGUUGGCCUUGGCAGUGGCUUGGGAUGGACUUUGUAGGCCAUCUCAGACCUGAGACACAGCAACAGAGUUCAAAUGAAAUGGAGCUUUCUGAACCCCUCCUAUGA